GUCGUGUAUGUGAUCGAUGAUUCCGACGAUGAACCACAGGCAGGUCCUUCGGGAAAGCGAGGCAAGUCGAUGACUCCUGUCAAAGAGGAGCCGGCUGCUGGAGUGGCUCAAGAGGAAACUGAGGACGCGGAGGACGCGCACGAGGCAGUCAAGGAAGAAGCCCCCGAAGCAAUGUCCACUGAUCCGCCUGCUGGUGAUGCCGCCAAAAGUGACCCUGAGGACGAAGAGGACGAGGAUGACGCCGAGGCCGAGGCCGUCAGUGCAGCCGUUCUCAAUGAGGAGGAGGUCAACGAGGAUGCGGCACCACCGCAGAUCGAGGAGGAGGUGGAGGAAGAGGAACAUUCGCUCCUGGAUCCUCCUCUCUCCUCUAUCCCCCGGCAGCCGUCUCAAUCCGCUGCCCCGGAGGAGCCGCAGGGCCCCAAGCCCCGCCUUGUUAUCCACAAGAUGGCGCUGGUCAACUUCAAGAGUUACGCCGGCAGGCAAGAGAUUGGCCCAUUCCACAAGUCCUUCUCGGCCAUUGUCGGGCCUAACGGCUCUGGCAAGUCGAACACUAUCGACGCCCUACUCUUUGUGUUUGGUUACCGAGCCUCGAAGAUGCGACAGGGCAAACUCUCGGAGCUGAUCCACAACUCGGCCAACCAUCCCAACCUCCCUGACUGCAGCGUUGAAGUACAUUUUCGGGAGAUCAUCGACUUACCAGGACCUGAUGCUUUCGAGCUCGUCCCCGGAUCGAAACUGGUUGUUACUCGUACGGCCUAUAGGAACAACAGUAGCAAAUACUCCAUCAACGGUCGCUCAAGCACAUACAGCGAAGUACAAACCCUACUCAAGGGUCGCGGCAUCGAUCUCGACCACAACCGGUUCCUCAUCCUCCAGGGUGAGGUCGAGUCUAUCGCUCAGAUGAAGCCCAAGGCCGCCAACGAGAACGACGAGGGGCUUCUGGAGUACCUCGAGGACAUCGUCGGCACCUCCCAGUACAAAGAGCCCAUUGAUGAAGCGCUUGUUGAAGUCGAGCGCCUUACCGAGGACCGUCAGGAGAAGCUCAGCCGUCUGCGGAUUGUGGACAAAGACCGCAAGGCACUGGAGUCCAAGAAGAAGGAAGCAGAGGAUUACCUCAGGAUGGUAAACGACCUUGUUAGGGCGAGGUCACGGCUCUGGCAGUGGUAUAUCUGGAAGUGCCUGGAGAACGAGAGUCAGCUCGAGGAGAAGAUAGGCAAGAUCGAGCAUGACCUGCAGGAGGAGCGCGAUCGCAACCAAGACGACAUUAAUCACUUCGAGUUGCUUCAGAAGCACUACGAUGAGAAGUGCUCGGCCUAUGAGGAAGUCCAGAAGGCCGCGGCGGAAGCCGUCAAGGAUCUCGCUGCUCGGGAGAAGACACAGAUCAGUCUCGAAGAGAAGCGCAAGCAUGCUAAUACCAAGGCGAAGAAGCUUAAGAAAGCUAUUCAUGAUGAUGAGCAUGCGAGAGCCGAAGCCGACCGCACUGUUGACGACAGUGCAGCGAAGAUCGAGCGGAAGAGGGAUGAGCUAGAGAGUCUCGAGCAAGAGCUCUCCCAGGCCGAGAAGGUCUUGGAAGAAAUCCGCGACAGCCUGAAGGACAAGACACAGGUCUUCCAUGAUCAGAUCGAGGUCAAGCAGAAGGAACUCCAGCCAUGGAUGGCGAAGAUCGAUGCCAAGCAAGCUGAGAUUGACGUUGCCACUAGCGAGCGCGAUGCACUCAAGAAGAAGGCCGAGGCAGCUAAGGAGGCCAGAGAGAAGGCUGAUGCUGAACUCGAGCAGCUGCACGAGGACCACCAAGCAAAGAAGGCGGAACUCCAGGAGCUCGAGGCUGAAAAGACAAGAAAUCAGCGAGAGAUCCGCAGCGCAGAGAAGGAGUUCCAGGACGCACAAGCCAACAUUCAAGGACUUCGUGCAAAGGCGUCUGCUUCACGGCAGAAGGUCGACGAGGCUAAGUCAUCGCAGGAGCAGAGCCGCAGUAACAACCGCGUGCUGGACACUCUGAUCCGGCUCAAGACGGCAGGGCGGAUCCAAGGUUUCCAUGGUCGACUUGGCAGCCUAGGGACUAUCGAAGACAAGUAUGACAUCGCGAUAUCUACCGCUUGUGGCCAGCUCGGCAACAUGGUAGUGGACACGGUGGAGCAGGGCCAGGCAUGCAUCGAAUACCUCCGAAACCAGAACGUCGGCCGCGCGUCCUUCAUGGUCCUCGAGAAGAUCUCCGGGGACAUGCGGCGCAUCCAGACCCCAGACAACGUACCACGUUUGUUCGACCUGAUCAAACCUAAGGAGCCCAAGUUCGCUCCGGCGUUUUACAAGGCGCUACGCGACACCCUCGUGGUGGACACCCUCGAGCAAGCGAACCGCAUCGCAUUCGGCGGUCACAAGCGUUGGCGUGUCGUAACUCUAGCGGGCCAGCUGAUCGAUGCCUCCGGGACUAUGUCCGGUGGUGGUACCAGCGUCCAGCGGGGUGGUAUGAGCUCGAAGCUCGCAGCCGAUGCCGUACCUCCCGAGGUGAUACGCAAGUACCAGGAGACCAGCGAGGAGGAUGCGCGGGCUCUCGACGAGGCCGUCCGUGAACUGCGGGAGCUGGAGGCCAAGGUGGAGGCGCUGAAGCAGUCAGCUCCUAGGCUCGACCUGGCCAUCGACAAGGUCCAACUCGACAUCCGGAACGCUGCGAAGCGGAUUGCUGACACGGAACGCCGUGUCAAAGAACUGAAAUCGCAGAGCAAGCCCGACGCGAACGACGUGUCUCGGAUCGCCACUCUCGACCGCGGGAUCGACGCUGCCACCGCUGAGCUGGAGAAGCUCCAAGGCAAGGCGAACGCCAUCGAAGCCGAGAUCAAGGCUCUGGAGAAGAAGAUCCUCGAGAUCGGCGGUGCGCGCCUGCUCUCGCAGAAGUCCAAGGUCGACGGCCUCCGCCUGCACAUCAACCUGGCGAACGAUGAGAUCACGAAGGCGGAGGUGGCGAAGGCGAAGGCCGAGAAGGACCGCGUCAAGCACCAGAGCGCCGUUGAGAGCAACACGGGCGAGCUCGAGGACGUCCAGCGCGAGCUCGCUGAUCUGGAGGAGCAGCUCGAAGAGUGCGCGGAGUACAUGGCGCAACUGCGCCAACAGGUCGACGUUGCCCAGACGGCCGCUGAGAAGUCCUCGGAGGCCCUGGCGCAGCUCAAAGAGGAGCUAGACGAGAAGAGCGAGCAUAUCCAGGCUUUCAGGCAGAAAGAGAUGAAGCUCAAGCAGGAACUCGAGGACACCAAGAAGUCGCACAGUGACAAUAAGGCUACGCUUGAGCACUGGAGUAUCGAGCACGACAAGCUCCAGCUCGAGGAUAUAGACGAGGAGGAAGAAGGAGAAGAGGGGGCUGCUGGGGGUGAAGGCGGAGAAGGAGAGAACGGAGAAGGCGCAGGCGGCGAGGGCCCAGUCAAGAAAGAGCCUGGCGCGAGGAAGUCUCGAGCUCGUACACCCUCACACGAGCUGCACUCCUACAGCGAACAGGAGCUCGGUACCUUCAAGAAACGCGAGCUCCUGGCUGACGCUGAGUUGCUUGAUGAGAAGGUCAAGAACGCGAAGCCUGAUCUGAGCGUCCUGAAGGACUACCGGCAGCGCGAAGAAGAGUUCCUGCGGCGCGCGGCAGAAUUCGACAAGAUCACGAAGCUGCGGGACGCCAAGAAGGAAGAGUAUGAGGCGCUGCGGAAGCGGCGGCUCGACGAGUUCAUGGCCGGCUUCAGUGCGAUCUCGCUCAAGCUCAAGGAGAUGUACCAGAUGAUCACCCUCGGCGGUAAUGCCGAGCUUGAGCUUGUCGACAGCAUGGAUCCCUUCUCGGAAGGCAUCAUCUUCAGUGUUAUGCCCCCGAAGAAGAGCUGGAAGAACAUUUCGAAUUUGUCCGGUGGAGAGAAGACUUUGAGUUCUCUCGCCCUUGUCUUCGCCUUGCACGUCUAUAAGCCGACGCCUCUGUACUUCAUGGAUGAGAUCGACGCCGCCCUCGACUUCCGGAACGUCUCCAUUGUCGCGAACUACAUCAAGGACCGUACGAAGAACGCGCAGUUCAUCAUCAUUUCCCUGAGGAAUGACAUGUUCGAGCUGAGCCAUCGCUUGAUCGGCAUUUACAAGACCGCCAACGCUACUCGCAGUAUCUCGAUCGACAACCACGCUCUGCACGCCAUCCCUGCACCUACUGCUGCUCCUACCGCUGUAGCCAGUCACUGAUAAAACACACUGUACAAUACUCUCCGUCACACGUGCUGGUCAUCCCGUUCCC
Messenger RNA from Trametes versicolor FP-101664 SS1, 4249 nucleotides. RefSeq names its product RecF/RecN/SMC protein. Gene Ontology annotation, cellular component: chromosome. Gene Ontology annotation, biological process: mitotic chromosome condensation. NCBI's taxonomy places the organism in Eukaryota, Fungi, Basidiomycota, Agaricomycetes, Polyporales, Polyporaceae. Gene Ontology annotation, molecular function: ATP hydrolysis activity; ATP binding; protein binding. The transcript has 18 exons. The record is from RefSeq and is a predicted model, not a curated record. The coding region runs from base 70 to 4197 and encodes 1375 amino acids.